Messenger RNA from Acipenser ruthenus (sterlet), 974 nucleotides. RefSeq names its product translocator protein. Bases 141 to 623 code for a protein of 160 amino acids. Lineage: Eukaryota; Metazoa; Chordata; Actinopteri; Acipenseriformes; Acipenseridae. The transcript is spliced from 4 exons. The record is from RefSeq and is a predicted model, not a curated record. Gene Ontology annotation, cellular component: mitochondrial outer membrane.
ACGAGGGUGUGUGUACAGCCCAACCACGCCUCCCGCGUACGGCGUACUGUUACACAAGCGAGGCAGUGAGUGACUGGAGAAAUAGUCGAGAGUGCUUUCGUGACGUAGAUCAAAAGAAUAUUUGUGUGCCUUUUGCAGGGAUGUGGACUCACAUUCUGGGAUUCACUGCACUGCCCCAUGUGGGUGGGAUCGUGGGCUCUCUCUACACCAGGACAGAGGUGUCCACCUGGUACAAGACUCUAAAGAAGCCUGCCUGGCGCCCCCCAAACCGUGUGUUCCCCAUCGCCUGGACCACGCUGUACACCAGCAUGGGAUACGGGUCCUACCUGAUCUGGAAGGAUAUGGGGGGGUUCACCAGCGCUGCCGCCGUCCCCCUGGGGCUCUAUGGAGCCCAGCUGGCACUGAACUGGGCCUGGACCCCCAUCUUCUUUGGGGCGCACAACCUCAAACUGGCCCUGGUGGAGAUUGUGAUACUCUCCGGGACAGUGGCAGCCACCAUGGUGUCCUGGUACCCCAUCAACAAGACCGCCACCCUGCUCAUGGUACCCUACCUGAUGUGGCUCACCCUGGCCAGCAGCCUGUCCUACUGCAUCUGGAGAGACAACCCUGACAAGGAGGAGUAAGAGGCCCAGGCACCCGGCCUCCCAGAGCCGCCACUGCGGGCAGAGGCAGGGGGUGUGGUAAGGCCGAGUGAUCCCAGGGCCAGGGCUGCUCCCCCUGCCCGUACUUCCUUACCCUACUUGGAAACGGCUGGCACAGAACAGGCAGAGAGCCGUCCACAGCCUUGUUUGCAGGCUGCUGUACUUGUAAUUAGGAGUUGUUCAGACACAGCCCAUCAAUCGUAGAUUUGUGAAACUGGCCAGACACCAAAUGGCGUGAGCAAUCCUGCUGGUUUCCUGAGGCUGCUGAAGUGUAUGUGUUUGCACGAAAUUGCCUUUUUUUUAAUGCAAAAAAUACAGAAAUAAUAUGAAGUA